AACCGGCAGAAGGAAAUGACGUAUUUCACCGCCAACCUCUUCCGCUCUCUUUUCGUUGAGGCUCAGCUAGCGGCCGGCCUGCAAACAUGCAGAUCUUCGUGAAGACGUUGACGGGGAAGACCAUCACCCUCGAGGUUGAGCCCAGCGACACUAUCGAAAAUGUCAAGGCUAAGAUCCAAGAUAAGGAAGGAAUUCCCCCUGACCAGCAGCGUCUGAUCUUCGCUGGCAAACAGCUGGAGGAUGGACGCACACUGUCUGACUACAACAUCCAGAAAGAGUCCACUCUUCAUCUGGUUCUGCGUCUGCGUGGUGGCAUCAUUGAGCCUUCACUCAGACAGCUGGCCCAGAAAUACAACUGCGACAAGAUGAUCUGCCGCAAGUGCUAUGCCCGUCUGCACCCACGUGCUGUCAACUGCCGCAAGAAGAAGUGUGGACACACAAACAACCUUCGCCCCAAGAAGAAGCUGAAGUAGACAUUCAGUCUGAAGUGGCUCUGUAUGCCAUUUUGUGUUAAAAUAAAUGUAAGAAAAUGA
This is a messenger RNA of Lates calcarifer (barramundi perch), 533 nucleotides long. RefSeq names its product ubiquitin-60S ribosomal protein L40. Gene Ontology annotation, molecular function: ubiquitin protein ligase binding; protein tag activity; structural constituent of ribosome. The record is from RefSeq and is a predicted model, not a curated record. The coding region runs from base 87 to 473 and encodes 128 amino acids. Lineage: Eukaryota; Metazoa; Chordata; Actinopteri; Centropomidae. Gene Ontology annotation, biological process: modification-dependent protein catabolic process; translation; protein ubiquitination. Gene Ontology annotation, cellular component: nucleus; cytoplasm; ribosome. The transcript is spliced from 5 exons.